AUGAAGGUUGGACAGGAAGUCAACUUUUUAGCAGGCCAGAUCUUCAUGGUGGGAGUGGCGGCUGUGGCCGUGCUUCCACGAGUUCCGUCAGACACAUCCUCUCGCAGCAUCGGAGGGAGGUUGUCGCUGCCAUUUCGGCGCGCUUUGCUAUUCCUGGCAAUCGUUGGUCUCGUCCGAACGCUCUCGUGCCACUUGCUGUUGGCCCAUAGGAGCGAGACGAUGCUGUUGAAAGUUGCCGACGCCGUGCUCGGGACCAUUCAAGUCGUGGGCCAGAACUUUCUCUGUUUGACCACUGCCUACAUUCUCCAGUGCCAACUGGAAACCGUCAUCAACAUCGACGGCGGCAGUCCUGGUCGAUCCCUCAUGCCAUUUCUCAUGGCUAUUUUUGUGCUGACCGUGGCCGGGUCGCUCCUUGCGGCCUUUGUCCAUCCAUACUGGUUCUUUCUCGUCAACAUGGCAGAAGCACUGUCCUGCCGACCAGUGGUCAAGACACUCCAGACUUAUGCCGCUGUAACCACUCCCCAAAAGUCAAAUAAUAAUGACAACAAUAAUCGAAAACCACAAGGACCUAUUUUGGUCCAGGUACUAUUGGUGGUGGAGAAAUGGUUCCUGACGACAGCAUUGCUAUCGUGUCUGGCAGAGUUUGUGGCUAUGGGUCAGCACGGUGAUGAUGUAUUCUUGCAAGAGGGUGACGCUGGUACUGGUGGCGUUUCCUUUGCCCUGCAGCUGUUGCUACAAGCCAUUCGCACCAACCAAGACAAUGGCAUUGAUGACUGGACUCGGUUACUUCUGCACUCGGUAUUUCUGAAUUCCAUUGAUGAACUGGAGCAUUUCACCGGUGGGAUUUCGUCGGGGCCAUCCACAGCUGCUGCAUCCGAUACUAACAACAGCCAGGGCGGGUCUAGUUCAAACAACAGGGAAUCCACGACGACGACGACGACGACACUCGUGCCUACCAUGGGGCUGCGGCAACGAGGUUGA
Seminavis robusta is the source of this 981-nucleotide messenger RNA. NCBI's taxonomy places the organism in Eukaryota, Bacillariophyta, Bacillariophyceae, Naviculales, Naviculaceae. The record is from the annotation of a GenBank genome assembly.